AUGAGCAGGCCUCUCCUCUUCUCCCUUCUCCUCCCGCUUCUCGCCCUUGCUCAGGACUCGUCUUCGGGAAGCGAGCUUCCCCCUCCCGGCUACAAUGGCGGCAACGACAACCCGCAAGAUCCAAGUGACGCUGGUGCUGCGGGAUCGCAGAAGGGUGCUUUCGAGCUCUCCGGAGGUGCUAUCGCAGCGAUCAUUGUGGUCGCGGUCGUAGUCGUGCUUGGAUCCAUUGCCUCAGGAGUACUCUGGUGGCUCGCGAAGAAGCGCCAAUGGGACGUUCGAGCAUCCAUUCGUCGUGCCUCUCGCCGCUUCACUGGCCGCUCCACUGCCGACACAGGCAAGCAGAACCGCCAGAACCGAAGAACAGGCAUCAGACUUAACUCGCCACCCCCAAGCAAGAACGCCAACAAGAUGCGCGAUAUCGAGAAGGGCCUUCCUCUGUCCAACAAGGCACCACAGACUACAACUACAAUCACGAGCGUAAUGAGGUGA
Messenger RNA from Alternaria postmessia, 489 nucleotides. RefSeq lists its product as uncharacterized. Lineage: Eukaryota; Fungi; Ascomycota; Dothideomycetes; Pleosporales; Pleosporaceae. The transcript has 2 exons. The coding region runs from base 1 to 489 and encodes 162 amino acids. The record is from RefSeq and is a predicted model, not a curated record.